AUGGCAGGCAGCAGUCCCCCGAAGAGCAGCAGCCCAAAGAGCCGAUCUCCCGCAUCGCCGAGGUCGCCUCAAUCGCCAGAGGCUGCCCAAUCACCUGAGCAGGCCCAAGUGGGCGUGAUCGAGGCAGAUGAGGAUGCUGGCGAGGAGGAUCCAACCCUGGGAUCCGAUGCUGAUAGUUCUACCGCUUCCCUUUCGUCGAGUAUUCUUGAUUACCGCACCAUCAACGGCAGGACAUACCACAGCGAGAGGGGAAACGCCGCAUACUGGGGCGCCAACGAUGAACGCCAAAGCGAAGCUAUGGAUAUUGGCCACCACAUGUGGACCCUGUCCCAGGAUGGAGCACUUCACUUGGCUCCUUUGAAGGAUGAUAUCCAAAAAGCUCUUGAUAUUGGAACAGGAACUGGUAUAUGGGCUAUCGACUUUGCCGAUGAGUACCCCCAGUGCGAAGUCAUCGGUACCGAUAUCUCCCCUAUCCAGCCAGGCUGGGUCCCGCCCAACUGCAAAUUCGAGAUCGAAGAUUGCAACCAAGAGUGGACAUUCGACUCGGAUUCUUUUGACUACGUCCACUUCCGCUACCUGAUCGGAUGCAUCCCUGACUGGCCAGCACUGUUCAAGCAGGCAUAUCGGGUCCUCAAGCCAGGCGGUUGGAUCGAGAGUUUCGAAGUCUCGCCAACUGUCACAAGUGACGACAACACGGUUGCGCCGGAUUCUGCCCUGGCUCAGUGGGAUAAAAUGUUUAUCGAGGCUUCAAAGAAGAUUGGAAACAGCUUCACCGUGGUUGCUGAUCAAAUCCAAAAGCCGGCUAUGGAAGAGGCCGGAUUUGUCAACAUCAAGGAGUGGAAUGGCAAAUGUCCCCUGAGUCCUUGGCCCAAGGACCCCAAGCUGAAAGAGAUAGGCCGCUUCGGCCAAGUCUUUGGCACCCAAGACCCUGAAGGCUUCGUAAACUUUGUUGCCACCUUUUUGGGCUGGUCGUCGGAUGAGGUGCAUGUCUACCUCGCUCGUUUCAGAAGCGAGCUGCGAAACCUAAAGCAUCACCCGUACGUCUUUCUCAAGACGGUUUGGGCGCAGAAGCCACUGGACGCUGAGCCUCAUACGACCGAGCAGGCCUAG
Molecule: messenger RNA, 1110 nt
Organism: Fusarium falciforme
Lineage: Eukaryota; Fungi; Ascomycota; Sordariomycetes; Hypocreales; Nectriaceae
Exons: 8
Coding region: 1-1110 (369 amino acids)
Molecular function (GO): methyltransferase activity
Source: RefSeq, a predicted model, not a curated record